GAAAAAGAAAAGAAAGACAGGAAAUUGGCGCUGGAACGCCAUUUCACACUGCCAAGCGAGACAGGUAUCCUGAUUUAUCCGAAUCGUACAGCCAAAAGUGGGAAAUUUGAUUGCAAAAUUGUCACGCUGAAUACGUUGCUCGAUUAUCGCAUUGAAGAAAACAAGGAGCAUUCUUUCGAGCUGGCGAUUUUGGCGGAAUGCAUCAAUGAAAUGUUGGAUCGAUCGCUAGCAUUUGGCAUAUAUAAAGCAUUGCAUUGUGCGAUUGAUAAGGACUCCGAAAAGAAGCGCCGUGAAGAAGCGAAACUUGCCGAGAUUGUUGCUGCGGAAGGUAAAUUUCAAGUUUUUGAAGCUGAAAUUCGUUACUUUUCAUUAGAAGCCACAACAGAAGGAGCAGCGGAGAAGAUCGAGAAGACAGACGAGCAAAAGAAGAAGGAGGAGGAGAAAAGAGAUGAGGAACGCAAGAAAGCGCUGGCCGAACCGCGUAAAUCGAUUGUUGUGGAUCGCGUUGUGUAUCAAGCUUUUGCUCAUUUCGAUCAGAACCAGUGCGGGUAG
Molecule: messenger RNA, 552 nt
Organism: Gongylonema pulchrum
Lineage: Eukaryota; Metazoa; Nematoda; Chromadorea; Rhabditida; Gongylonematidae
Source: the annotation of a GenBank genome assembly